AUGGGUUGUAUUGGAAGUACUUCUCGAAACUUGUAAUAGCCAACAUUCUCUGCUAUUCUGACAGAGAUUUUUGAACUAGUGCCGAGAGAGGAAACUUUAAAGGAAUUCAACAAGAAAUCUGAAAUAAUGAAAUACUUUAAUGAGUUUGACUGGGCAAAGAUAUAGCCGCAAUUUAAGUUAGAAGUAAAAACAUUGAUAGAUCACAUCGAAUCUUAUAAAAUUAGACUGAUUGACUCUGCAUUAUAUGUAGAAAGUAAAAUAAAACUGUCUUAAAAUCCCAUUAUCAUCAAAAUGUGCAUGCACAUAUUACAGGAGCUCAUACUUAACUUAGAUAAGUUUAUAUAGUUGAAAGAAAUUCCAGUUUAGAAUUAAUUGUAUGAGGAAUCUAAGAUUGAAAUAAGUCAGAGGUCUAUUCAAAUAGAGCACCUAUAAACCUUAACCUAAGUAUCAGAUAACUUUUUAAAAUUUGAAUUAGCAUUCUCUAAUAUAAUCUCCUAGUUGAUUAAUGACAAAAUGACAUAUGCAAUGUAAGAAUAAUAUAAUUUCUUAAGGGUUUGGUGGUCUUAGUUUUUGGAAACCUUGGAAUCGUUUUCAAACAAGAAAGCCAACAAAUAGUUCUAAAGCGAAAACAUUCAAUGCAUUUUGACAUUCUUAGAAUAUAUAAUAGGCACUAAGUUAGGUUACUCUGAUCAAUUUGAAUGGGUAACCAAGACAAAUGAAGAAAUGUCAGCAGUCUAAGAAUUACUUGAUCUCAUUUCAGAUCCAUUUGUAGUGAUGUCUGUAUAUAAGAAUGCCUUUUUAAGAAUACCCCAAGAAAGAUUGUUUGUGACAAAAAGUUAAAAAGCUCUAUUUAAUAUAUUGAUGAAGGAUCAUAAGAAGUUUGCAUCUCAACCUAUUUGGCACAAAUUGACAGAAACAUUUCUAGAAAGAGCCUUAAAUUAGUAGUUAUAUGAAGAAUUGUUUUAAAUGCUUUUCAAUAAUUUUGAUGAAGAUUAUUGGAAGAAUCCUUAGGAUAUCUUUGAUAUCACUUUCCUAGUUUUAGAAGUAGCCAAAGAAAUCAAUUAAUUGUCUAAUACUGAGCUAUUUAUAUUUACUAAAUUGGUUGAUUAUUUAGAUAGUCCCAAUGACAAGAAUCCAUUUGAAAGUCCAAGUGCCCCAGCUUUGAUGAAGAAAACCUCGGAAUAUAAAAGCUUUCAUGUCACUUCAAAUGUGAAAAACUCAAUCAUCAAAUUAUUAAUUAGUCUAUUCAAUUCAAUUGAAACAAAUUAGUUUAUUUUAUUUCAACAAACUUAAACUAUAAAGGCUGUUCUUAAUAAUUUAAGAAUUAAUCCAGAUGCUGAAACCUUUGAUGAUACCAAACUCUGCUUAAUCGCAUUACUCAAAUAAAUAUCAUCAGAUACCAAUAGUGUACAGUCAUUCAUACAAUAAACACUUACUUUUACUUAUCAUUACAACUUAAGUUUAAUGAAUAACACAGCCAUUAACCUUGAUAUUCUAAUUAACUUAUUAAUCAUUUUACACGAAUGCAUAUUAAAAAUAGAGACAUUCAACUCGACAAUCAUUAUAACCGAAGAAAUGAUUGUUAUGCUAAUUGAAAUAGCUGAGUAUGAUCAUUAGAUUUCAUUAAAAUGUGCUUAGAUCUUAACAUCGUUAUUUCUACAAGCAGGAAAAAUAAACUCAAAUGAAAAUAAUGAGAUCAAUUCCUAUAUUGUACCCAAUUCCAAUAUUAUUGGAUUGAGCGCAUAUUUUUUAUCAAACUCUGUUUUAAUUAGUUAUAAUGAGCCAGAAUAUGUAAAAACACUAAUCAAUUAAUUUUUUGACUUCAUUCCUGGUAGAUUGACAAAUCAACAAAUAGUUUCUAUUAUUGCUUAUUUGAUCGAUGAUUCCACAAUUAAAUUAGGAAAUAGCAAAUUAACAAAGUCUAAUAGGAAAGUUAACUUUGAUAUUUAUAAAGACAAAGAGUUAAGGUUGUGCAUGAUAAUUAAGUUAAUUUCAUUUCUGGAUGAUGAAAUGUCUAAGGAUUUCAAUGAACUUUUGUAUUCAUUUCUGGGUGCAUAGUUUCAAAUAUAUAAGAAGAAAGGAUUUGGUGCAUAUUAGGAUUUGGCAAGUUUGUUAUAGAAAAAUAACAUUAACACAGAAAUUCAAGAAAUAUUAUCGAAGUGCAACUCCAUAAGCACGAUUGAUUUCGAGAAGAUUAAGAAACAAUUUAAGGACAAUCUAUCCAAUUAGAACAAUUAAAAUGGAAUAAUAAAUUUAGAUGACAUUUAAGUGAAGGAAGAUAAUGAAAGAGGAUCAAUUUUAAAUUAGUCUUUCUAAGCUCCCAGUCAUAUAGAGUUGUAAUUGGAUGAAAGUUUUGAAUAAUAAUUACAGACUAUCAAAAAGCAGAAGAUGAAACAAGAAAAAUUGGAACAUUUGACAACUGAAUAAAGGGAGAUGAUGGAAUAUUGA
Messenger RNA from Paramecium tetraurelia, 2448 nucleotides. RefSeq lists its product as uncharacterized. The record is from RefSeq and is a predicted model, not a curated record. The transcript is spliced from 5 exons. Lineage: Eukaryota; Ciliophora; Oligohymenophorea; Peniculida; Parameciidae.